Molecule: messenger RNA, 6144 nt
Organism: Poecile atricapillus (Black-capped chickadee)
Lineage: Eukaryota; Metazoa; Chordata; Aves; Passeriformes; Paridae
Product: DENN domain-containing protein 11-like
Exons: 9
Coding region: 1-1347 (448 amino acids)
Cellular component (GO): cytoplasm
Source: RefSeq, a predicted model, not a curated record
AUGGUGGAGCGCUCGGACGAGGCGCCGCUGCUGUUCUGGGCCGAGGGCCCCGCCGUGUCGGCGCCGCCGCCCGCGGCCGAGCCGGGCGGCAGCGGCAGCGGCAGCGGCGGGCGGCGGCUCGGCGGCGGCUGGAGCGCGGCUCCGUGGGACGGCGAGGGGCCGGCGGAGGCGGCGGGGCCGCCGCGGGCCGAGGCGGAGGAGGACCAGAUCGUGGCCGUCUUCGUGGUCACCUUCGACCCCCGCACGGGCAACAUGGUGGAAUGGUGUUUACCUCAAGAUAUAGAUUUGGAAGGUGUGGAAUUCAAAUCCAUGGCAAGUGGGUCCCACAAAAUCCAGUCAGAUUUCAUUUAUUUCCGGAAAGGGCUGUGUUUUGGCCUGGCCUGCUUUGCCAACAUGCCUGUGGAGAGCGAGUUAGAGCGUGGUGCCCGCAUGAAGUCCGUGGGCAUCCUCUCCCCUUCCUACACACUGCUGUAUAGGUACAUGCACUUCCUGGAGAACCAGGUCAGACACCAGCUGGAGAUGCCAGGGCACUACUCCCAUCUAGAGGCAUUCUAUGAUGACAAGAAAGGAGUUCUCCCUGAUAGCAAGGGCACCCCCAGCUCUCAGCAACCUGUCCACUGGCUGCCUUCCAUCCACAGAUACAUGUACCCAGAGAUGAAGAUCACACACCCUGCUGGCUGUAUGUCUCAGUUCAUCAAAUUCUUCGGUGAGCAGAUCCUCGUCCUCUGGAAGUUUGCCCUGCUGCGCAAGCGCAUACUGAUAUUUUCACCACCCCCAGUUGGAGUUGUCUGCUAUAGAGUGUAUUGCUGCUGUUGCCUUGCAAAUGUUUCUCUGCCUGGUCUUGGAGGAACUGUCCCAGAGUCCAAACCAUUCUUCUAUGUGAAUGUGGCAGACAUAGAAAUGCUGGAGACAGAAGUAUCAUAUGUGGCCUGUACAACAGAAAAGAUCUUUGAGCAGAAGCGGGAUCUCUAUGAUGUCUAUGUGGACAACCAGAAUGUGAAGACGCAUCACGAACAUCUGCAACCACUCCUGAAAAUUAACAAUGCUGACAAGGAGAAGUACCGACGGCUCAAUGACCAAAGGCAGAUGUUAAUGUAUUCUCAAGAAGUGGGUGAAGAUUGCAGCUCCUGUGAAGAGGACCUUUUCAUCUUGUUUUUCAUGGAGCAGAACAACCGCAUAUUCCAGACGCUGAUGGAGGUGUCAGCCAGCCAGGACAAGACACUGACAGCCGACCACGCACGAGGCAUGGGCCUGGAUCCCCAAGGGGAUCGAAGUUUCCUUAUGGACCUCCUGGAAGUGUAUGGCAUUGAUGUUAUGCUAGUCAUUGACAACCCCUGCUGCACUUAAACCAAGGGCAAGAGAGAUGGGGAGCAAAGAUCACUUUUUAAAGACUACCAGACAUUGCUUAGGAGGAUCACUGGAACUCACCACAGCCACAGUUAUUUAAUAACUUUAUAUGGAGAGUAUUUAUAAUUUUUAAACAAAAUGUGAUUUUAUUUUCUCACACUCCACUUCCCAGUGAGUACCUGCUCUAGGGUUCCUUUUGGUUUUGUCUCCCAUUCCCUUUCAUUUGUGUUUUUCGUUUUGUCUAGCUAGGACCAGUGGCACCUUUGCACCAAACCUCACUGUUGCCAGUGAUAGCUAGGUUUUGGCCUAGCCUGGAUACCUGAAGGCUGAUGACUUCAGGAAAGCACUUUGUUUGAUGACAACCAAUGUGAAAUGCUAUAACUGAGCUUUCAGACUUGGCUGGAAAAUCCUCCUAACAACUCCCCCUUCCACUUGGGGACUGAAGAGGGCUUCAGCACAGCCCAGUCUCAUAAAUAGCUCCUACCAAGUUUAUUGGUGGGGACAGUUCAACCAGCGAUAAGAACCAGGACUCCUUUAAACACUCCUCACCCAUCUUGAAGGUGAAUUGGAGUAAAGCCACCCUUCCUUGUAAAUGGCAGAAGCAAGUUUGGGAUCGGGGACGCUACAGGAUCUUAUGACUUUGCUUACUGGAGCAGCACGGUUUCACUUCCAGCACCUGAGAUGGUCUAAACUGGCAGAGACUGCAUCUAUCUAUCUCAUAGCUGGAGAAGAGCACCCUCUCUUCCUCAAUCCAUCCCACCAGCUCCUCUGGUUUUUAGUUGCAUCACAGCUGCUGCUUUGGUUUAAAAUCUUCAAACCAGCAAGAUGGUCUCCCAUUUAACAGGGACCAACGCCACUGAGCCACUUUGCAGUCACUUUGUUUUCCAGCCUCAGCUUGGAUGGUGCUGGGCUGGAAGGGGUAGAACAAGUAUGCUUUAACUAGUGUCACUAGCCCUUCCUUUGUAGCUGAUGGGACUUGUUGCUCCUUUGCUUUAGCACUGUCUGCUAAUCCUCCUUUUGUUGAGCCUUCAGCACUGCCUGUUGCUUUCCAUGUGAGACAGAGAACUACCUUUCAGCUGGAACAACUGAAGUUUGCAGGAGGUUCCCUUGGAGUUUUGUAUUCUUAACUGGCACAGCUACUAGGAGCAAUGUUUAAAAGCAAGUCUUUUUUUUCUGGGUAGAGCUGCAGAACCAGAUGAAACAGGUAUUUUCUUAUGCUGUGGACAGAACAGGAUUCAGUUCCUGAAGGACUGACUAGUCAUUACUUCCAGAAAGGCUACCCCAGUAAAGAGUAAUCCCUUUGCCAUGCAAAAUCCAAGAAUGGUACUGUGGGUUCUAGGUGUCACAUACAGCUUUGCCCCAAAUCCUUCAGCCAAUAGCAGUAUCAGCUUUAAGCUUACUGUUCUUCCUGAACUGUGGCUAUAGCUGAUGAAUUGCUGCUUCUAGUUACAGAUUUCAGCACCCUUGGAGGCUCUCUGUGCAUUGUAGGAAUGCAAACUGUAGCUGAUGUACUAGCUGAUUGUCCUAGCAUUUUAUAGGAUGAGACAGAGCCUGAACCACUGAGAUCUCACCCACACAAAAGCAGGCAAGCACCUUUUUGAAACAGGUGAAACAAAUGUUCUCCAAGCAUACCCUCUGUGGAUUGUCUCCCUCUGGAAGGGAGGAGGCAAUUGCUCCUGCAAUUUGCCUGUCUCUGAGCACUCACUGCUCUGGCAGCUUUUUCAAGGCUUUGGAUGUUUUUGUAGAGAAAUAUGCUGUUGUUCAUACUGUCAGUUGCUCACAACAAUUGUAACAUCAUCAUACUUAGAAGGGUGGGGAAAAAUAUGUAGAAAGAGGUAAGAACAGCUGAGUAUCAUUUAAUGGAAAGACUGAUCUCUUUUCCUUUAGAAAUAGCUUUGUUAUUAAAUUGACAUCUGAAGUAUAAAAGUGGCCAACAACCUGCACACUUUUUCUCUAACUUCCACUUCAGUUUUAACAUGCUGUCUGUAGUGACGAUCCCUGAGGAAGUACAGCUGAGCUGCCCUUGUAUUGCUGUCACUUCUUCAGACAUAAAAAGAAAAAAAAACAGAACUGAAACUAGUAGUCUCUAGCAAUUUCUCCGCUCACUUUCUUGAAGGUUUGCUAAAUAGUUUAGCUGUGGUCAGUUGUUAAUGACUUUCUAUUCUCUUUGUGAGUAGUUCUUUUGCUAAACUAAACAGAAACAAACCUUUGAGUUAACAUUGAAAUUUUACAGUCACAACAGCCAGAGGCUUUCUAACACCCUGCAUUUAGAGCACAAUGUUGUUUACAAGUCCUGUAGACAGCACUGCCAGAGCCCACCAAGCAGAAGCUCCUGAAAUUCCUAUUUGACAUUUACUAAACCUCUACUUUCCAGAAAUUAGGUCUUCAGUUGUCAGCAGUAACAUGGGUGAAGCACCUACAGUACAGAUUACUGUAGAAGUAGCAUCUAUGUGCUACAUCCAGUGGGAUGGCUGCAGCCUAUUUUGUUCUUCCUUGUAAUUUUGCAUCCUAACAAGUCUUUCUUGGCAGACAGCUACUACAGAAGUCAGAAGUUGUCCUACAGAAAACAGAAAAAGACUUUCCUCUCCUAACCCUUCCUUAUUUGAUUAGCUGUAAAAGUGCUUUCACCUGCACUCCUUUUCUAAAAGACACUGCUUUUAUUUUUGUCACAUGUGAAAAGUCCCAGAGAAGCGGGCAAUGGGUACAUAAUAGAAACAAAUUGUUAUAAGCUGGGACAUGAAGGACUGUUCUGUGGAACCAGUUUAACUAAGUCUUAUCUUUCCAGGAGAUUAUUCAAGCUAAAACAGUUAUAUGCAGAUACUCAAAAUCCCCUCCUAGGCACUCAGUUGGUGCUUUGUUGCAUACUACCAGCUGGGAGCCAUCUGCUUGGGCAUGUUUUGAAAAAGAGGGAGGAAAGUGUGCCUAAGAUAAGGGUAUUGCUGAUUUCUCUUCUCCCUUUGAAGUACUUUGCCUUUACAGUGGUGCCUUCAGUUUCUUGGGUGUAAUGUCUCUGGUCACUUGCUGUGAUCAGAGCCCAGGUUUGAAUGGUGGUUACAGUAACCAGGUCUAUGCUGUGCCUCAGUGUGUUCUCCAAAACAAGUCCUUCAUUAGCCAGUGCAGGUUCUCAGCUGGUACAUACUUAACCAGGAGAACAAGAGCUUCCUAACUGCAUCUUAACUCAAGCUGCACUAGAAAUGUGUAAUCAAGCAAUGAAUUAUUACUACUUGUACUAUCUGCAUCAAAGGGUAAAGCUUAUGAGAGACAUAAAAGCUCAGUUUUCAAUCUGAACAAGCAACACCAUGCCAGACAUUUAAAUCAUCCAAGAGUCUUCUCACUGCAAGGUUAGGCCAAGCUGCAUAGAGCCAAUAAAGAACUAUAAUGGAUACUAAGAAGAAAGGCACUUUAUGGAAUCAGAAUUCAGAUUUGUCUUACAGCCAUGCUACUUACCGUCUUUUCUAGCAUACACAAGGUACUUACUGCAGUGUAUCUUACAGCCAAUGGUCAUGGCUGUCACAGGAGCUGAGCUUGCCUGUCCACCGUCCUUAUUCCAUCACCUUUUCAAGUAGCUCCCUGUACAGGCUAUUCAGUAAAGCAGGGUUAUGGUGAUACCCCAUUUUAGCACCUGUCAAAAUUAAUGAGCAAAAGGCUGGGAGUAGCUGUGGCCCUCCUGGCCACAGGCUAUGCUAGGGACAGGCAUGCUUCACUCUGGGAGGUGGAAAGACAGUGGCUCCUGGAAUACCAGGGCAAGAGCACUCUAUCAUAAAGCAAAAUUCUAGGUACAAAGCAUGCACACUAACCCAAAUUCUCAUCCUGGCCAUUACUUCUAAGUUAGUUGCUGUCUUCUUCCCAUCUUCCCAAAACUAGUGGUGUAGUGAUUAUGGGGAAAGACAGCAUAAAUGUCUUUUAUGAGGGACUGGAAUGUAUAGACUUAACAGUGUGAUCUGUCUGAAACAGGGUACUAAAUGCCUGUGAACCAGGAUUUUAGAUCUUGGUUAAUGCAACAUGCCAUUCAAAUGAGAAUGUUUAAAUGUGAUCAAAAUAAACAGGUGCCUUGAGGUGGUCCAUCAUUAGAUUGUUAUCCUUCCUUUUUAUUUAUCUUACAGUAUUGUAAGCCCUUCUUGAAUGGACUGUAAGUUGAAGCCAGGAUAAAUGUGUUCAUGAGUGGGACCUAGGAUUCUACUCCUCCUUCCUGUUUUGGAGUUUGUACAAAGAAAGUUUUUUGUGUCGCUGUCAGACAGAACUGAGUCCUUUUCCCAACACUGUACAUAGUGGGUUUCAGCCCCUGCCUAUUUUAUGUAGUUCCUAUCUCACACCUCUCCUCUGAAUGUCACAAUUCAGAGGUCUAGAAUUACCAUAUACUGGAAGAACUCUGAACUGAGAGGAAGGAGAAAAUUACUUGAAUGCUAUUUAUACAAGUUACUCAACUUAUGCCAAUAUGAGUAUUUAAAUACCAGCCUGUGUCUCAGAUGAUCCUUGGUACUUUAACAUCAAAACAGCAUCAGCAAUACCAAUUCUGAAGGGAUCUCUUGGUUACCCUCAGGCAAAGAAUCACAUUGCAAUGGGAGCUAUGGAAGAGAAUUAGUAAUUUUCCCUGUAAAAUGGUACAGAUGAACAAGGAGCCAGUUUUCACCAUCUCACCCCUUGCUACAACCUAGGCUGGUUGUAAUUCUAACAGCUCUGAUGUUGUUUGCAUCUUGCAGAUGUGUGGUUGCUCCCAUAGACCUGUGGCUCUGUAGAGAAACUGCUUACUAAAAACAUGGGUAUUUUUUAAUACAAUUAAAGCUUACCUUUUUGAAA